GAUGGCGCCCAAGAAGGAUAAGAGAAAGUGCCCCAGGAAGCCCAGAUUCCAAGAAGGUGAUCGUGUGUUAUGUUUCCAUGGGCCUUUUCUGUACAAAGCUGAAUGUAUGAAGGUAUCGGUAAAAUACCGCAAGGUCAAAUAUCAGGUCCGUUACUUUGGGGUUAAAGAACGGAAUGCUCUGAAGCUCAAGGUGGUUGAGCAUCUUUCCCAGGUUGAGAGCCCCGAUGCUUGCCAGCCAGGCACCAGUAAUGACAAGGAUAGUGCAGUAGCACUUCCUGCCGCUGGCAGUGAUGCAGGUGUGGCCUUUAAAAAGCGCCCCGUCCCCCAAGCUGACUGGGAGGAUGAAUGGCUUCCCCAGAGUAAAUUACUCAAAUACAACCAGGCCAAUCUUAGGAAAUUGCGGGAGCUUAACCGCAAGCAGGCUCAGCCUGCCACAGGGACUGUGACAAGGUCCUCUCCUAGAGAAAAGGCUCCUCCUACUCAGAGGAAAACUGCUAGAGCCUCAACCCUAAGAAUACAAAAUGCCAAAAAUAAUGCAAAGAAAGCUCCUCCUGUAGGAGUGGCCCAAACUACCACUAGUAAGACUGGCCGUAAAAGGGGACGGCCACCGGGAAGUAAGAGUAAGGGCAAGACCUCUGUGGCAGGGAAAAGAAAGGCUCCCCCCAAUUCUGCUGUUGCUGCUGAUAGUGACAGUGACGGUGAACUGAAUCGCAGAUUCCUGCGCAACCCGCAAAGCAGAGUGCGUAUUCCUGAGGUACUGAAGCCGUUGCUGAUGGAUGACUGGGACUUGAUUGUUAAGCAAAACCAACUGUUCCGUCUCCCCGCGAAGAAGACCGUGGCAUCAAUUCUGGAGGACUAUGAACAGUCUGAGAAAGCCGUUGAAAAUGCCGAUGAAAAGUGGUUGCAGGAUGUUAGCGAAGUGGUGUCAGGGAUCAAAGCUUAUUUCAAUGUUAUGUUGGGCUCUCAACUGCUGUACAAAUUUGAGAGACCCCAGUAUGCUGAAAUCCUGGCUACUCAGCCUGGUGUUUCCAUGUGUCAUAUUUACGGAGCACCACACCUCUUGAGAUUAUUUGUGAAAUUUGAGGAGAUGUUGACCCAUACGCCUCUUGAGGAGCCAAGCUUGGCUUUAUUGCUGCAGCAUUUGCAUAGUUUCUUGGGUUACUUAGAAAAGAAAUUUUCUGAUUUGUUCAACUUCAAUGAAUAUGAAGUUGCGGCUCCUGAGUAUUUCCGCAAAGCUUUUUAGGAGGCUGAUGAUGGUAUUUGUAUAAGAGUAAGAGUGUUUGUUAUCUUUCGAUUUUGCUAAACAAAGAUGUUCUACAACAUAAUCUACACAAAUAAUUGUUUUUGUGUUAAAACAUAACCAAUGUUUCUUUAAUGUUUUGUUUAAGUCAGAGUUACAAAGGGCAUUUGAGACCCUCUUCUCCAUGUAGAGCUACUAUUCAUUUGUGUAAUAGGGAAUGAACUAUGUAGGAAAUUUUAUGUUGACAAAAUAUUUUAAUUCUGUUCAACUUCUUUUAUGAUAAGUACUUUUACUGUCUGUAUUCUUGGAUAAUGACAAAGCAUCUUGUGGCUGAGGUUUAACUUCUUAUAUAUAGAUAAAGACUCAUUUGUGUUAAUUUUCUUUUUAAUUUUAAUGUUAAUUUCCUUUUGGGGUAUUGAAGUAGAUGGAUUCUCCUUGAAAUUUUACUUUGUUAUUCUGAAACAAAACAUUUUCUUUUCAAGAUUGUUGAAGAUGAUCAUUUGUUAUUUGUAAGAUUACUUAGAAAGUGUGAGUUGUCAAGAGUUGCUUUUUAAAGCCCAGAAAUAAAGUUUUGUUGAAAAUGCAA
Molecule: messenger RNA, 1826 nt
Organism: Monodelphis domestica (gray short-tailed opossum)
Lineage: Eukaryota; Metazoa; Chordata; Mammalia; Didelphimorphia; Didelphidae
Source: RefSeq, a predicted model, not a curated record